Molecule: messenger RNA, 1637 nt
Organism: Coccinella septempunctata (seven-spotted ladybird)
Lineage: Eukaryota; Metazoa; Arthropoda; Insecta; Coleoptera; Coccinellidae
Product: methyl farnesoate epoxidase-like
Exons: 7
Coding region: 65-1537 (490 amino acids)
Biological process (GO): xenobiotic metabolic process
Cellular component (GO): intracellular membrane-bounded organelle; cytoplasm
Molecular function (GO): heme binding; oxidoreductase activity, acting on paired donors, with incorporation or reduction of molecular oxygen, reduced flavin or flavoprotein as one donor, and incorporation of one atom of oxygen; iron ion binding
Source: RefSeq, a predicted model, not a curated record
AGACCUUAUUCAAGCUUUCGAGAUCGACCAGUUAAGGUCUUCGUGGUUAUAUCUCCUAAUCAGGAUGAUAUUCUCGUUGUUGUGCAUCAUCAUUUCAUUGAUGGCCAUCAUUCUGUAUCUAGAUGUGAAGAAGCCCAAAAAUUAUCCUCCAGGCCCUGCGUGGCUCCCUAUAGUUGGCUGUCUCUUUCAAUUCAAGAAACUCAAGAAAAAGAACGGUUACCAACACUUGGCAUGGCAGGAACUGCACAAGAAGUACGGUGACGUCGUUGGGACAAAAUUGGGUAGAAAAUAUGUUGUGGUUGUUUUUGGAGAGGAGGCUGUUGCCCAAAUACUCACCAGAGAAGAGUUUGAAGGAAGACCGGAUGGCUUCAUAUUCAGAAUGCGCACCUUUGGAAGAAGAUUGGGUUUGGUCUUUUCCGAGGGGGAUUUCUGGAAGAAACAGCGUAAAUUCUCGAUACAAAGGCUCAAAAAAUUCGGCUACGGCGGAAAACAGAUGAUCGAAAAAGUAGAAGAGGAAACGGCCUACUUGAUGGAGGCAUUCUUGAAGAAAUCCACGGAACCCCUUUUCAUGCAUGAUGCCUUUGAUAUCUCCGUAAUAAACGUGCUUUGGACGAUGAUAGCAGGGGAACGUUUCGAUCUGGAAGACGUUAAGUUGAAGCAGCUGAUGGGCAUCAUACAUGAUGCUUUCAGGAUGCUGGAUAUGUCCGGUGGAGUCUUGAAUCAGAUCCCUCUUUUGCGGUACCUGGCGCCUAAAUCCAGUGGGUACAGGGAGAUCAUGGAGGUGAUGCAAGGGCUCUGGAACUUUCUAGAAGAUACAGUUAAAGACCAUAAAUGCAACUUUAGUGCCGACAAUCCAAAGGACUUGAUUGAGGCUUUCCUCCAAGAAAUGACCACCCAAAAUGAUGACAGUUUUUCAGAUGAACAACUCAUUGCCUCUUGCUUAGAUCUUCUGAUGGCAGGCUCUGAAACGACAAGCAAUACUCUGAGUUUUGCCGUCGUUUAUAUGUUAAAAUAUCCAGAAGUGAUGAAGAAGGUUCAGUUGGAACAGGACAAAGUGGUAGGGAGAAACCGUAGCCCAACAUUGCAGGAUUCUGUCAAACUUCCUUAUACGAAUGCAGUCCUGAAAGAAGUACAGCGAAUCGCAAACAUUCCUCCUGUUGGAAUUGCCCAUAGGGCAGUGAGAGAUGCCGAAUUGUUCGGUUACACUAUUCCAGAAGACACGAUCGUACUAACCAGCCUGUAUAGCGUUCACAUGGACCCUAAAACUUGGCAAGAACCACAUUCAUUUAGACCAGAGCGUUUCCUUGGGGAUGAAGGGAAGACGAUUGGGGAGAAGUCUUUUCUUCCUUUUGGAUAUGGAAAACGUCAGUGUUUGGGAAUUUCCUUGGCGAAAGCGAACUAUUUCCUCUUUUUCACCUCCCUCUUGCACCGUUUUCAUCUGGAAAAGGUGCCUGGAGAUCUACAACCGGAUGUCAAUGGAUUUGAUGGUAUCACCUUGUCACCGAAACCUUUCAAAGUGAGACUCAUUCCACGAUGAAGACAUUUUGGAGGAAGGGGCGGAUUUUGAAGACUGACAUUUUUUUGAAGCUGUACAAAAGCUCUAUACGAAUAAAUUAAGUAUAAAUUAGAAAGGUGUU